Miscanthus lutarioriparius is the source of this 1410-nucleotide messenger RNA. NCBI's taxonomy places the organism in Eukaryota, Viridiplantae, Streptophyta, Magnoliopsida, Poales, Poaceae. The record is from the annotation of a GenBank genome assembly.
AUGACCAGCCACCGCCGACCCGCUGGGAGAGUCUCCGUCGACAUCCGCUGCGUCAGUAGCCCGCCGACCGUCGACACAUCUUACAAGACUAAUGUCCCGCGCAAUGCUAACAUGGCCAAACUCCAAGCAGGAUAUUUGUUUCCUGAGAUUGCCAGGAGAAGAGCAGCUCAUUUGCUGAAGUAUCCAGAUGCCAAGAUUAUAAGCCUUGGGAUAGGUGACACCACCGAGCCCAUUCCAAAUGUCAUAACAAAUGCCAUGGCAGAGAGAGCACAUGCCUUGUCAACAAUUGAUGGCUACAGCGGUUAUGGAGCUGAGCAAGGUGAAAAGAAAGUCAGAGCAGCAAUUGCUGCAACCUACUAUGCGGACCUUGGCAUUGAAGAUUCAGACAUAUUUGUCUCUGAUGGUGCCAAAUGUGACAUAUCUCGCUUGCAGGUCCUUUUUGGAUCUAAUGUGAUAAUUGCGGUCCAAGAUCCAUCGGACCCUAAGUAUGGAAACAUUGAAUACAUGAGAUGCAGUCCAGAAAAUGGAUUUUUUCCUGAUCUUUCAACUGUCCCUCGGACAGAUAUUAUUUUCUUUUGUUCACCGAACAAUCCUACUGGUGCUGCCGCAUCUCGGGACCAACUAAACAAAUUAGUAAAAUUUGCAAAGGACAAUGGGUCCAUCAUAGUCCAUGAUUCUGCUUAUGCAAUGUACAUAUCAGAUGACAGCCCAAAGUCUAUCUUUGAAAUUCCUGGAGCAAAGGAGGUUGCUAUUGAGACAGCGUCAUUCUCGAAAUAUGCUGGGUUCACUGGUGUCCGUCUAGGUUGGACUGUUGUCCCCAAGGAGCUCCUUUUCUCUGAUGGACAUCCAGUUGCUAAAGAUUUCAAUCGCAUAGUCUGCACUUGCUUCAAUGGUGCAUCAAACAUUGCACAAGCUGGUGGUUUAGCUUGCCUCUCUCCAGAGGGUCUAAAGGCUAUGCAUGAUGUUGUUGGCUUCUACAAGGAGAACACUGAAAUAAUUGUUGACACAUUUACAUCACUUGGAUUCAACGUGUAUGGUGCCAAGAACGCUCCUUACCUAUGGGUGCACUUCCCUGGCCGCAAUUCUUGGGAUUUGUUCGCCGAGAUCCUGGAGAAGGCAAAUGUGGUCACUACUCCUGGCAGUGGAUUUGGACCGGGCGGCGAAGGCUUUAUGUGUGCAGAAAGAUACACAGCUACUGAAGAUUUGCUGAAGCUUUCUGGUCGGCUUCAGUUAAUAAUGGCUCAGGUCAACAAGGCUGCUAGUAACGUGUGUGAGCCGACGUCAGAGGAGAUGCAGGAUGCUGCUUUCCAGUCUGACGAAGAGGAGGAUGAAGACGUUGAUGAAACAGUGUUUGAUCAAGAUUCAGAUUCGUCACAAAAUAGCGACCACGAUGACGAUGAUGCUAAGUAG